GGGAUGGAGCGGGCGGCGGGCGAGGCCCGGCCCCUGCUGCGGGCGGCGGGCAGCGCCGGGCUCUCCUCCGCCGGCGCCGUGUUCAUCAUGCUGAAGUCGGCGCUGGGCGCCGGGCUGCUGAGCUUCCCCUGGGCCUUCAGCAGGGCCGGCGGCACCGCCCCCGCCCUCCUGGUGGAGCUGGGCUCGCUGGUUUUCCUGGUGAGCGGGCUGGCGGUGCUGGGCUACGCGGCGGCCCUCAGCGGCCAGCUCACCUACCAGGGGGUCGUCCGGGCGGUGUGCGGGGCGGCGGCAGGGAAGCUGUGCGAGGUUUGCUUCCUCCUCAACCUCUUCAUGAUCUCCGUGGCCCUCCUCAGGGUGGUGGGCGACCAGCUGGAGAAACUGUGUGACUACCUGUACCCCAACGGGAUGGUGACCGGGGCCCCCCCGCCACCCCCCUGGUAUGUGGACCAGCGCUUCACCCUCUCGACUCUCUGCGUCCUCGUCAUAUUCCCACUGUCCGUCCCCAGGGAAAUCGGCUUCCAGAAGUACUCCAGCAUCCUGGGCACGCUGGCUGCCUGCUACCUCACCCUGGUCAUCGUCCUGAAAUACCACCUGCAUGCAGAGAGCCUGGGCUCGCCUGAGCCCCCCCAGCCCUCCAGGGAAACCUCCUGGGCCUCUGUCUUCAGCGUCAUCCCCACCAUCUGCUUUGGCUUCCAGUGCCACGAGGCCUGCGUGGCCAUCUACAGCAGCAUGCGCAACCAGAGCUUCUCCCACUGGGUCGCCGUCUCCGUGCUCUCCAUGCUCAUCUGCCUGCUCGUCUACUCCCUCACCGGGAUCUAUGGCUACCUGACCUUCGGCGAGGCCGUGGCAUCCGACGUCCUGAUGUCCUACCCAGGGAACGACCCGGUCGUCAUUGUCGCCCGCCUGCUCUUUGGCGUCUCCAUCGUCACCAUCUACCCCAUCGUGGUGCUGCUGGGCAGGUCGGUGGUGUGGGACCUCUGGGCAACCCCCAAGCGCGGGGCCGCGGCGGUGCCCGAGGUGCGCGAGCAGCGGAGCCGGGUAGUGCUGACGGUCGCCUGGAUGGCUGCCACGCUCGCCAUCGCCCUCUUCGUUCCGGACAUCGGCAAGGUCAUCGAGCUCAUCGGCGGCAUCAGUGCCUUCUUCAUCUUCAUCUUCCCAGGCAAGAGACUGUGCCUGGUGUGCAUGACCGGGACCCGCACCCUCGGGCCACGCAAAAAGGCUGCUCUCAUCGCCUGGGGCGUCCUCUCCGUGCUCGGUGGCACCUUCGUCUGCGGGCAGAGCGCUGCGCUGGCCGUGCUGGGGCUGCUGCGCUGAGGGGCUGCGGACCACCCCCGCAUCGUGCCCCCCACCAUGAUCCCCCCCCCUCCCUGUGUCCCCCCACCCCCGUCCCAGCCCCAUCGGCCUGGGCAGCCGCCCCGGACUCGGCUACACUGCUGGAUCCCAUCGCGGUUUUAUUUGGCAUCUCCGUCCCUGUUGUACAGCGGCUAAUAAAGGCGGGACAGGGUA
This is a messenger RNA of Tyto alba (common barn owl), 1506 nucleotides long. It is a transcript of the gene SLC38A8, whose product is annotated as solute carrier family 38 member 8. The record is from RefSeq and is a predicted model, not a curated record. NCBI's taxonomy places the organism in Eukaryota, Metazoa, Chordata, Aves, Strigiformes, Tytonidae. Gene Ontology annotation, molecular function: amino acid transmembrane transporter activity. The transcript has 10 exons. The coding region runs from base 4 to 1314 and encodes 436 amino acids. Gene Ontology annotation, biological process: amino acid transmembrane transport.